Molecule: messenger RNA, 2194 nt
Organism: Cucumis sativus (cucumber)
Lineage: Eukaryota; Viridiplantae; Streptophyta; Magnoliopsida; Cucurbitales; Cucurbitaceae
Product: GMP synthase [glutamine-hydrolyzing]
Exons: 6
Coding region: 138-1742 (534 amino acids)
Biological process (GO): GMP biosynthetic process
Cellular component (GO): cytosol
Molecular function (GO): GMP synthase (glutamine-hydrolyzing) activity; GMP synthase activity; ATP binding
Source: RefSeq, a predicted model, not a curated record
AAACCAAACCCCAUUAAACCCUAAUUUUAUCUUUCUCUGAUUUUUCUUCAAACCGUUGGCUCUCCGUCUCAUUGGUCACACUCUCUCUGCUACAGCAGCCACCUUCUUCAACCUCUCUCUCAAUCCAUCUCCCAUCAAUGGACCCUAAAGAAGUCAAGUCUGAUUUGGUUUUGAUUCUCGACUUUGGUUCACAAUACACCCACCUCAUCACUCGUCGGAUUCGGAGCCUCUCUGUUUUUUCUCUUUGCAUUUCGGGUACUUCGUCGCUUAAAGCCAUCACUGAUCUCAACCCACAAGUUGUUAUUCUCUCUGGUGGCCCUCAUUCUGUCCAUGCUUGUGAUUCCCCGAGUUUCGCUUCUGGGUUUGUCGAGUGGGCGGAGGCGAAUGGGGUUUAUGUUUUGGGUAUUUGUUAUGGGCUUCAGUUGAUUGUGCAGAGGUUGGGAGGUGUGGUGGAGGUUGGGGAGAAGCAGGAGUAUGGGAGAAUGGAGAUUGAGGUGGAGAAGGCUAAUGGGUUGUAUGGGACUAAGAGGGUUGGAGACCGGCAAGUUGUUUGGAUGAGCCAUGGAGAUGAGGUGGCGAAACUUCCUCAGGGUUUUGAGGUGGUGGCAAGGAGUCAACAAGGGGCAGUCGCGGCUGUGGAAAAUCACUCCAAGAGGUUUUAUGGGUUGCAGUAUCAUCCGGAGGUGACACAUUCACCAGAAGGAAUGGAGACGUUGCGUUAUUUUCUCUUUGAUGUCUGCGGGAUUACUGCUAACUGGAAGAUGGAGAAUUUACUAGAUGAAGAAAUUAAUAUAAUCAAAGAAACUGUAGGUCCAGACGAUCAUGUCAUAUGUGCAUUAUCAGGAGGUGUGGAUUCAACAGUUGCUGCGACUCUUGUUCAUAAGGCAAUUGGGGAUAGGCUUCACUGUGUUUUUGUCGACAAUGGUCUAUUGAGGUAUAAAGAAAGAGAACGUGUUAUGGAAACCUUUGAGAGAGAUCUACAUCUGCCUGUUACUUGUGUUGAUGCAGUUGACCAAUUUCUUAGCAAGCUUAAAGGUGUCACAGAUCCUGAGGUUAAAAGAAAAAUAAUUGGAAAGGAAUUCAUUUCUAUUUUUGAUUCAUUUGGCCAUGACCUAGAACUUAAAAUUGGUAAGAAGCCUUCAUACUUGGUCCAAGGCACAUUGUAUCCUGAUGUAAUUGAAUCUUGCCCACCACCUGGAUCUGGAAAAACUCACUCCCACACAAUCAAAAGUCAUCAUAACGUUGGAGGACUUCCCAAGGACAUGAAACUGAAACUUAUUGAGCCACUUAAACUCCUCUUUAAGGAUGAGGUACGCCAACUUGGGAAAAUAUUGAAUGUUCCUAAUGCAUUUCUAAAGCGUCAUCCUUUUCCUGGGCCUGGCCUUGCUGUACGGGUGUUGGGCGAUGUAACAGAAGGCAAUGCAUUAGAAGUUCUUCGCCAGGUUGAUGAGAUUUUUAUUCAAUCAAUCAAGGAUGCUGGGCUUUAUGAUUCGAUAUGGCAGGCAUUUGCAGUGUUUUUACCUAUAAAAUCAGUUGGAGUUCAAGGUGAUCAAAGGACCCAUUCUCAUGUUGUUGCUUUGAGAGCUGUUACAAGUCAAGAUGGAAUGACUGCAGAUUGGUUUAAUUUUGAGCACCAGUUCCUGGAUAAUGUGUCGAGAAAAAUCUGCAAUAGUGUUCGAGGCGUAAACCGGGUUGUUCAAGACAUUACAUCGAAACCUCCAUCAACAAUUGAAUGGGAAUGAGAUCUCUGCUCCAAGUUUUGGUCUUGAUCAUGGAAACCUGAUCGUUUAAAUAAUUUAGUCUAUGCUUGGUUGUCUUGUGGUAAUGUAGCUGAAUUUUAUCGAAGUUAUUAUUUUAUAGAUUAAUAAAAUAGCAGGAUUUAGCCAUCGUAGAUCAAUCUUCUACCAAACUGUUCGAAGGAACACAGGGCAGAGUUGAGGUUGCAUAGCUUCAUUUGUUGAAGUAAUGAUCAAUCUGUGAGUACCAGCUCUUUGCCAUUGAAUUGUGAUGCUAGAAGUGUGUUUGGAUUGACUCAAUGUUUAAAAAAGUGUUUAUAACAAAAAAAAAAAAAGUACAAGAUUUAGAGAGUCCUUCCAAAUGUACCAUUAAUUUUAAUCAUAGUAUGAUUGUGGAAACAUAUACUUGAGAACACAUGUUCUCAUGUUCAUUUAUAAAGUUGUCAAUCUUAAAAUAA